AUGUUUGUUUCAGGUGUAGUAAAUUUAACGGAUUCGAUUGCUGCAAGGCAAAGGUGUGCUAUAAACCACUAUUUGCGGAGGGAGAUUUCUUCUGACAUCCUUAAUUAUUUGGGAUGGACUAGCAAAGAAGAUGUCUCAAGAGAAGUAAAUCCAAGCUGCAUAAGAAGAGAUAUGCGACAGCUGAUGGAUGUAAUGGCGUGUAUAGUGUCUUGUAGCAAUCCAUUUGAAAAUGAAUCUACUUCUCUCCAUAACAUAAGUACGGGAAAAACUGCUUCACCUGUCACGCAAUAUUUUCUUACAAAUGUUAUGGAAAUCGGAAGGAAAGCUAUGGACGACUUCAUCCAGCGCUGUGUGGCGGAUUCGGCAGCCUUUGAGAAACCCAUUCAGAAGCAGAAGAUACAUACCUUUGCAGAAGAAGGAAUCAAGAUUAACAGGAGGGUAAAUGGAAAAAUCCAAGAAGUAAAAAUGGAACGGGACAUGUUUGGCCGACUACUAAUGUUGUCGAUGAAAAACAAGAUCGACAUGGCCGUUGUUUUUCAAUAUCCGUUGACGCCCGUGCCUCUAGUCUUCGGCCAAAUCGAUGGAACCGUUAACACCACAGCAAAAUCAACAAUGUUCAAAAGUAUAAUUGGAACAUCUUCUUAUGAUCAACCGAAGGAAAUCGACGCUUACAUCGUUGAUGGAUUCUUCUUUUUGCAUCUUUUUGCUUCAAACCUACCUCUAAUUUAUGAAGACAUUAUUCGGUUUCUUCUUGUAAAGCUAUGUAACUUGAAGGCAAAAGAAAUCCAUCUAGUUUUCGACAACAUCGUUUCGCCGUCAAUCAAAGAUCUCGAGCGGGAUCGUCGUGGCACAUCGGAACGUCACACUUAUUACACUACCCUGGGGUUAAAACAAAAGCGCACAUCGAAUUUCUUAAAUGCGCUACGGAGCGAUACUUUUAAGCUUCAACUAGUGAAACUUUUAUCCAUUGGAUUCGGCAAUAAUUCACUGUCUACUAUUGUUGCAGAAAAACAUUGA
Messenger RNA from Daphnia magna, 1017 nucleotides. RefSeq lists its product as uncharacterized. The transcript has a single exon. NCBI's taxonomy places the organism in Eukaryota, Metazoa, Arthropoda, Branchiopoda, Diplostraca, Daphniidae. The record is from RefSeq and is a predicted model, not a curated record. Bases 1 to 1017 code for a protein of 338 amino acids.